AAAGAAAUGUUGUUGAUUUUUUUUCCCCAAAUUCUUAGAAGAAGGAGAUUUAGAAUUGGUGGUAGAGAAUUUGCAGUUUCCACGUCCACAUUUUCACUCAUCAGAUUGCAUGAGUAAUUACUUCUUCAUCACCAAUCUUCUCCCUCUCCCUGCCUCCGAUUUCCACGAUGGGAACAAGUUUCCGCCCAAAUCUCAAGUGGGCUUUCCAAAUUCAGACUCAUUCCCGCAGGGCCUCCCCUUCCAAGCUCUCUCCCUAUGCCUCUAAAGGCAGGGAAGCUUCCUUUAAUUCAGGAAGGCUUUCGUUCUUCUCCAGUACUUGUGAGGAAGGAGAGGCUAUUUCUAGAGAAGCCUUGAAAACAUAUACUUGCUUAUCUGAAGCUCCACAAACCUUAGCCGAUGGUCUGUUAGAUUUGGAAGAGAAAGAGGUAGAGAUAAACAGUGGGGCAAAGUCACUCAGUCAUUUGCAUUACGGGUCGAAAAAUUCUGGGCCAUCCAAGGUAGAGGACAAUUUUUGUUCCUGUACAAGCUUGCCUACUGGCAGGGCCUCGCCUUUUGACAUGUUAAUGGAAAACCUUGAUGUUUUGGAGGAAACUUUUACUGAAUCAGGCAUGCUAAGCUUGGAAAGAGAUAUUGUAUUGCAACUAACAAAACUUGGAGCUUUGGAGUUUUUCAAUGCCUGUCUGUCUAGGACGCUUAAAGCAUCAUCAAGUUUUCGUGAUUUGUCGGACUUACCUAUUGAGGUUGGUGGAGAUCAUAAUGUAAACCAGAAAACCGAUGACCAGAACCACAAUAUCAUAGUUUACUCUGGAAAAAGAGCAGGAAGAAGAUCAGUAAAAAGGAGAGCAAUGGAUAAUGCUGAUAAAGUUGCUUCACGGCCGCUAGCUACAAGAGCUGCUAAAGAAAAAUUCCGUAGUUCGAGGAAAAAAGCAUCUAAUUCGAAAAAAAGAAGAUCGAUUGUUGCUCGAAAUGAAGCUGAAAUGUCCACCGGGGUUAAGGUAGUUGCAAAUUUAGAAAGAAUUAGAGAAACUUUAGAAAAGGAAUCCGGAAGAACAGCAAGCAUGAGUUGCUGGGCCGACGCAUCCAGCAUUGAUAUAAAGGACUUGCAGAAACAGUUACAAUUUGGUUGGUUCUGCCAGGAUGAGCUCUUAAGGAGUACUAAUUCAUUGGUUAUAUUCCUUGCAAAGAAAUAUCGAUGCUCCGGGUUACCAAUGGAGGACUUGGUUCAGGCAGGAGCCAUUGGCGUGCUGCAAGGUGUGGAAAGGUUUGACCCGAAAAGGGGUUUUAGAUUCUCAACCUAUAUUCAAUACUGGAUAAGGAAAUCAAUGUCGAGAGUCGUGGCACGAAGUUCAAGGGGAAUUCAAAUUCCAUGGUCAUUAACCAAGGCAAUAAAUCAAAUACAGAAGGCUCGAAAAGCGUUGAACAACAGUGGUAGGAGAUAUUCGGAUGACGAUGUAGCCAAGGCUACUGGUCUUCCUUUGGCCAAGGUUAGAGUUGCUAGCAACUGUUUAAAAGUUGUGGGUUCAGUUGAUCAGAAGAUAGGUGAUGGACUAAAUAUGAAAUAUAUGGAAUUGACAGCAGAUACAUCAAUAGAGAGCCCAGAAGACACUGUGAAGCGGAGGCUAAUGAAGAAAGACAUCUUUAAUCUUCUUGAAGUGUUGGAAUCAAGGGAGAGACAGGUCCUGGUGCUGCGAUACGGACUCAUGGAUUCCCAACCCAAGUCGCUCGAGGAAAUCGGAAAACUUCUGCGCGUAAGUAAGGAAUGGGUUCGAAAAAUUGAAAGGAAAGCCACAACAAAGCUGAAAAAUGAAGAGACUGUGAGAAACUUGAGCCAUUAUUUGGAUUGAUAUACUUCUUUCAGCUUCAGCUCCCUCCAGUCUUUUCAAAACUUGCAGCAGCCCAAAGAAGCCAAGAGAUUGGCAUCGCGCUUUCGGGGCCAUACUACCAAAGUGUUCGUUACAACGAGCAUAUCUCAAUCCUCAACGAAUCUCACCGGUUAGUACAGUUCCUUACAUGAUGCAUUACCACUGAAACAUCGACUCGACUUGUCUGGUUGGUGGUUCAUGUUUUUUGAUGUAAAAUAUGAUCUUUACUUCCAUCAUAUGCAUGAAUUGAGCUGUAGAUAGAGAUGUGCACCUGGGCAUGGCCAAACCUUCCAUAUAUAUAUAAACAUAUAUACAUAUUUACAGCCAUUUUUAGCCAUAUGAGUCCACAUUGUAUUAAAUUUUAUUUCAUAUACAGGGCAAUUCAUGCCAUUGUUGUAGAGAUGGAUGUCUGGACGAUCAUAGUAGAUUUAUUAAUACCAAGUUUAUGACCUUUCAUGCA
Messenger RNA from Cucurbita maxima (winter squash), 2322 nucleotides. RefSeq names its product RNA polymerase sigma factor sigC-like. Gene Ontology annotation, molecular function: DNA-binding transcription factor activity. The record is from RefSeq and is a predicted model, not a curated record. The coding region runs from base 168 to 1844 and encodes 558 amino acids. NCBI's taxonomy places the organism in Eukaryota, Viridiplantae, Streptophyta, Magnoliopsida, Cucurbitales, Cucurbitaceae. The transcript is spliced from 7 exons. Gene Ontology annotation, biological process: regulation of DNA-templated transcription; DNA-templated transcription initiation.